This is a messenger RNA of Filobasidium floriforme, 734 nucleotides long. RefSeq lists its product as uncharacterized. The transcript has a single exon. Lineage: Eukaryota; Fungi; Basidiomycota; Tremellomycetes; Filobasidiales; Filobasidiaceae. Bases 120 to 623 code for a protein of 167 amino acids. The record is from RefSeq and is a predicted model, not a curated record.
GGCCUGAUCGUCUCUCCUGAGCUUGAAGUCGUUAUCCCUCCGAUGCUGUGGUUGCUGAUACUGCUCUUGAUGCCGUUACUUGCGUUGUUGUCAACGUUGAGGUUACUGCUGCCGUACUGAUGACCUUGACUUUGCAUCAUCCGUUCGAACCCGAUCGAAGCGUUCCCACCAGACGUAAACGAUUGAUAGCCCUGACUCGUGUUUGUCGAAUUGGACACGGGUGGGGGACGGGGUUGUCUGAAUAUAGACAUCGCGAUAGAAGAAGAAGCAGAAGGAGGAUUGGAAAGGAAGGCUAUGGCUAUAUGGCUAUGCCUAUGUGCAGAAUCCGUAUGGGUCGUCGUCAAAGGGCCUUUUUUAGGUUUCGAUGGGUGGAAGCAAGUGGGUGUGUGUGUGUCGGUCUCACCCUUGUGAUGCCUUGUGCCUUGUCCGAACCGAGAUCUAUCGCUCUUCUUACCCUAUCGCUCCCGUGCUAUGCUCAUAGCAGUAUAGCAAGGCCAUCGAGGGCGACCGGUGGCAGUCGUGAAUGGGGAUGUCGACGACGAAACGAUCUGACGAUCGCAUGGUCCCGACCUCGUUGGUUGUUGUUUGAUGACCGAGGUCGUUUGAUCUCGGCGCGCGACUAGCAAACGACCGUGUGCGUCUCACUCGGAUCUCCCUCCCAUCUUCGAUAGCGUACAGCCUCGUUACAUGAGCGGCUACAGAAAGAUACGGCUACGGCAACCAAAGCCAUCUUC